Octopus sinensis (East Asian common octopus) is the source of this 1000-nucleotide messenger RNA. Its product is annotated as polyglutamine-binding protein 1. Lineage: Eukaryota; Metazoa; Mollusca; Cephalopoda; Octopoda; Octopodidae. The record is from RefSeq and is a predicted model, not a curated record. The transcript is spliced from 7 exons. The coding region runs from base 62 to 916 and encodes 284 amino acids. Gene Ontology annotation, cellular component: nuclear body; cytoplasm. Gene Ontology annotation, molecular function: protein binding; ribonucleoprotein complex binding. Gene Ontology annotation, biological process: alternative mRNA splicing, via spliceosome.
UGAUUGUUGUAAAUAUCUUUAAUUCCCUCGCUUCGUGUUUUCUGUUGUGUUUGUUUCAAAGAUGCCUUUGCCAGCGGCUUUGCUCGCUAAAUUGUCCAAACGGGGAAUAAUAAAAGCCCAAGAAGCGAAAAAGCCAGAGGAUGUUGAGGAAGUGUUUGCUGAAGAUUAUGAUGAACCGACACAGCCCUUUAGUAUGAUGGACCCUGUUGGUGCGCCGGCAGUGUUACAAGAGGAACCGGUCACCAAGAAAGAGGAGACAGUAGAAUCUUUGGAUGAGGUGGCAUGCCCUAACAAAUCUAAUCCUUAUCACAAGUGCACAGAAUAUUGUCUUAAACGGUAUGGCAAAAUUACUUUCACACCUGACCCUGAAACAGAACGGCGCCGAUUACGGAUGCUGAUGAAAUAUCCACUUCCAGAAGGAUGGCAAGAAAUUCCAGAUAAAGCCACCAACCGAUAUUACUAUUGGAACGUAGUAACUGAUCAGGUGUCCUGGUUGUCUCCCUUACAUCCAAAGGCUCGAAUAAUUGCUGCUGAAAGCAAAGCAUUGGAAACAGACAAAACGUCUCCUCCCAAGUCUGGAAUAGAUUCAGAUGGAAUGGGUAAUGACAGUGAUGUUGAGGAAGAGGAUCUGAGUGGAUCUGAAUUGGACGAAGAUUCUUCAGAAGAGGAACAAAGACAGAAAGUUGAGAGGAACAACAAGAAAAAUUCCAGAUCUCGUGGCCCGUCUAAUCUUGACCCGAUGGACCCUGCAGCCUACUCAAAUGCUCCUCGGGGUACUUGGUCUACUGGAUUGGAUAAGAGAGGUGAAGCUAAGACAGGCGCUGAUGUUACAGCUUCUGGUCCCUUGUACCAACAACGCCCUUACCCAGCACCUGGAGAUGUUCUUCGUAUGAACCGACAGUUAGUGGAAGACUGAAGACGGUUGGGGGGGAAAAAUCUUUGCAGGGUUUUUUUUUUCAUGUGUACAUUUAAUAAAUGAUAUUUCUUAUAUCCUCAUUGA